AAAGGAAAAUUAAGGAAUGGUUACCUAAAAGAAGCGAUACAAAGAAGAACAACUCAAAUAAAAGAAGAAGAAGAAGAAGAAGAAGGUCACAGCUCCCAGUCCCAAGACCCACACCAGGACCAAGCCUAAAGUAAACAAGAAAACUACACGUGUUAUUGAAAAGUUAGCAGGAGAGAGGGUCAAGAGGAACUAACCAGCCCCACAAAGCACUGGAGAAGAAGAGGAAAGAUUAAGAAGAGAACCCAUCAAGCUAAAUAAGGCAAUACAGAUCAAAAGAAGGAGAAGAAAACUUGACCUGGGGAGGAUUCAACAGUUCAAUACAACUCCAUGGCCUAACCAGACCCUUGAAACAGUGAAGAAGGGGAACAGAAGAGAGGAGGAGGACCCACGAGGCGUUAGAAAGCAAUAAAGCUCCACAGAUAAAAGAAGAAGACUUUACCAGGGAAGGUUAACACAACUAACACAACCCUAUGGCCUAACCAGCUCCCAAAAACACUGAAGAAAAAGAUUAACACAGCAGAUACCACACUCCACCUUCCUCAUACCUAACUAACACUAUGGAGGACGAGGUGCCAUUGGUAAGCCAUAAUGGGGAACACAGCCUGGAGAGAAAGAUUAAAAGACGCAAGCCUGGCAUUGUGUACCUGUCCUCCAUCCCGCCCAACAUGAAUGUGGCCAAGAUCAGGGAGUACUUCAACAGGUUCGGCGCCUUGGAUAGGGUAUUCCUACAGGCUGCGGACAAGGAUGACUCCAACAGCAAGGGUCCCAAGGGCAAGAAAUUCAAGAAGAACCUGCACUUCACGGAGGGGUGGCUGGAGUUCAAGAGUAAGAGGAAGGCCAAGCAGGUCCAUCUCUACCUCAACAGCCAGCCCGUCGGAGGGAAGAAGAAGAACCGUUACUACGAUAUGCUCUGGAACAUCAAGUAUCUGCCCAGGUUCAAGUGGGCGUACCUCAAGCAGCGACUGGAGUACGAGAGGGAGGUGAUGAAGCAGCGCAUGGGAGCGGAGAUCUCGCAGGUCAGGAAGGAAACCGACCACUUCAUCAAACUCGCAGAGGUCAGCAAGAAGAAGAAGAGGAAGGAGAAGAAGAACAUGGAAGGAGAGACAACAGAGGUAGCGAAGACGGAGGAUAAGGAUAACGUCUUCAUCUUCAAGCAAAGGGAAACGGAGGAGGAGAAACUGAGUAAAAAGGAAGAGAGGAAGAGGAAGAAUGAGCUGUUCAAGAAGAGAAUAGCGGAGAAGAAGAAGAAGAAGCAGAAGAGGAAAGUGGAUAAGCCGGAGGACUUCUUGGGGUCCGUCUUCGUGGGGGCAGCAUAGAUAAGUUAGAGAUGGCUUGUAUGUCUUGCGUAAUAAAGUGAGAAGCGAUGAGAA
Eriocheir sinensis (Chinese mitten crab) is the source of this 1370-nucleotide messenger RNA. RefSeq lists its product as uncharacterized. Gene Ontology annotation, molecular function: RNA binding. The transcript has 3 exons. Lineage: Eukaryota; Metazoa; Arthropoda; Malacostraca; Decapoda; Varunidae. The coding region runs from base 558 to 1316 and encodes 252 amino acids. Gene Ontology annotation, biological process: endonucleolytic cleavage to generate mature 5'-end of SSU-rRNA from (SSU-rRNA, 5.8S rRNA, LSU-rRNA); small-subunit processome assembly; endonucleolytic cleavage in ITS1 to separate SSU-rRNA from 5.8S rRNA and LSU-rRNA from tricistronic rRNA transcript (SSU-rRNA, 5.8S rRNA, LSU-rRNA). Gene Ontology annotation, cellular component: nucleolus. The record is from RefSeq and is a predicted model, not a curated record.